AGCACCUGUGUGUGCAUCCUGGGUGAAAGCUUAGAAGUUGGGUCACCGAGGGACACUCCAGCCUGGGGGACGGUUGCCUGCAGGACUUCUGUGAGCAGCCUCCAUGAGGCCCUGGACCAGUGCAUGAUCGCCCUGGACCUCUUCCUCACCAACCAGUUCUCAGAAGCACUCAGCUACCUCAAGCCCAGAACCAAGGAGAGCAUGUACCACUCGCUGACAUAUGCCACCAUCCUGGAGAUGCAGGCCAUGAUGACUUUUGACCCUCAGGACAUCGUGCUGGCUGGCAACAUGAUGAAGGAGGCACAGACGCUAUGUCAGAGGCACCGGAAGAAGUCCUCUGUAACAGACUCCUUUAGCAACCUGGUGCAUCGCCCCACGAUGGACCAGUUCACAGAAGAGGAAAUCCAUGCUGAGGUCUGCUAUGCAGAGUGCCUGCUGCAGAGAGCAGCUCUGACCUUCCUGCAGGAUGAGAACAUGGUGAGCUUCAUCAAGGGCGGCAUCAAAGUUCGAAACAGCUACCAGACCUACAAGGAGCUGGACAGCCUUGUGCAGUCCUCACAAUACUGCAAGGGAGAAAACCACAGACACUUUGAAGGAGGUGUGAAGCUCGGUGUGGGAGCCUUCAACCUGACGCUGUCCAUGCUUCCUACCAGGAUCCUGCGGCUUCUGGAGUUUGUGGGAUUUUCAGGAAACAAGGACUACGGGCUGCUGCAGCUGGAGGAGGGCGCGUCAGGACACAGCUUCCGCGCUGUGCUCUGUGUCAUGCUGCUGCUCUGCUACCACACCUUCCUCACCUUUGUGCUCGGUACCGGGAAUGUCAACAUCGAGGAAGCAGAGAAGCUCUUGAAGCCCUACCUGAAGCGAUACCCUAAGGGCGCCAUCUUCCUGUUCUUCGCCGGGCGGAUUGAAGCCAUAAAAGGCAAUGUUGACAUAGCCAUCCAGCGGUUCGAGGAGUGCUGUGAGGCCCAGCAGCACUGGAAGCAGUUCCACCACAUGUGUUACUGGGAGCUGAUGUGGUGCUUCACCUACAAGGGCCAGUGGAAGAUGGCCUACUUCUAUGCCGACCUGCUCAGCAAGGAGAACUCCUGGUCCAAGGCCACCUACAUCUACAUGAAGGCCGCCUACCUCAGCAUGUUUGGAAAGGAGGAUUACAAGCCGUUCGGGGAUGAUGAAGUGGAGCUGUUUAGAGCAGUGCCUGGCCUAAAGCUCAAGAUUGCUGGGAAAUCUCUACCUACAGAGAAGUUUGCUAUCCGGAAGUCCAGACGCUACCUCUCUCCCAAACCGAUCUCGUUGCCAAUCCCUGCUCUGGAAAUGAUGUACAUUUGGAAUGGCUACGCUGUGAUUGGGAAGCAGCCGGAACUCACAGACGGGAUACUUGGGAUUAUCACCAAGGCUGAAGAGAUGCUGGAAAAGGGUCCAGAGAAUGAGUACUCAGUGGAUGAUGAGUGCUUGGUUAAGCUGCUGAAAGGCCUCUGUCUGAAAUACCUGGGCCGUGUCCAGGAAGCUGAGGAGAAUUUCAGGAGCAUCUCUUCCAAUGAAAAGAAGAUUAAAUAUGACCACUACUUGAUCCCAAAUGCCCUACUGGAGCUGGCCCUACUGUUCAUGGAGCAAGGCAGAAACGAAGAGGCUGUCAAACUCUUGGAAACUGCCAAGCAAAACUACAAGAAUUACUCCAUGGAGUCAAGGACACAUUUUAGAAUCCAGGCAGCCAUACUCCAAGCCAAGUCUUCUCUAGAAAAUGGCAACAGAUCCAUGGUCUCAUCAGUGUCCUUGUAGUUUUACGCAGCACUCCCAGGUUGGAAGACAGAGACAGCUGGACAGAGCUCCUGGAAACAUUUCAAAAAGAUCUCCUCCCCCUGCCCUACCUUUGGGGUCCACCGGUGCUCCAGGGAUGGCAUGACAUAGGUAUCCAUGCAGAAGGGAAGCCGGCAUUUUCACCAGUGUGGCCAAGGGCCUUUACCAAGGACAGAGCAGGUAGAGCCCUCUGCCUGCCCUAUUACACAUACGGGUACUUGUUUUUCACUGUGAUGUUUAAGAGAAUGUAUGAACAGUUUACAUUUUCCUUAGAAAUAUAUUAAUGGGAUCACAGUUAACUAAAAAAACAAACACCACCACCUGUAAAUCUUUGUUUUAACCCACACUGGUCUGGAGGUAAACCUAUUUAUGAUACUUUUCAAAAUUCAGCAAUGUCUCCGCUUCCAGAGCCAGAAGGGCCAUCAGGGCUUCUGAGGGUUGGGUGUAGAGGUUGCACACUGACACCCACUACCUUACUUCUUAACCUUCAUUUCCACUCCCUUAGUCACUAUCCAAUUUAAAACAAAAUUGAAUGGAAAUUACUUCACUAAAAAGACAUGUUGAGUUCUUCCGUAGGAAAAAGAGAAAAAAGUCAAUCUACCGUUAAGGAAUGGGAGUUGCUGAGGCCUCACAGAAGGGGGGCUGUGUGGCCCUUUCUGUGCCAAAGCCAAGAAGUUUGUGGGGGAAGGUUCUCAGACACCAGUCCACAUCCUCACUGUAUGCCACACUAAAACUAGGAAUAAUUUACAAAACAAGAUUCUUUUGUACUUCACUAUGAGGUACAUUUUAUUUACUGACAGCAUUUUUCUUAGAAUGGUUAUUCCUGGCCUGUUGUGUAUGUUUUAGAUUUUUCAUUUAAGAGAAAGGAGAUAUUUAAGUAAUAAAACAUAUACUUAAGAGAUCAUGCAACAUCUAUUUCAGUAAAAUGUGUUGCUUGAAUUCUUGGGCAAGACAGAAAGUCUGAUCAGAAGCCAUAUGGCCCAGGUAUGUUUUAUUUAGACAACAUGAUGCCUUAAACGUUUUUAAAAUAAGUUAACAUUUAAAAAUGGGGAGAUUUCACAAAUAAAUCUGGUUUCUGGACUCUUAUUUAAGAAGAAAAUCUAAUCUGGCAACAUGGGGCUCAUCCCUUUAAGACAAUAAGGCAACAAUCAGUUGGAGCUGGGUAGAGGCUACUCUAAACACUUACAUUACCCUUCUGUCCCUAAAAGCAUCUGAAUUUCCAAACUCUGGGACUGUUACAGUGAAAACUCAAGUUCAGUGGCCAGACACUAAGCUUACCAUUCACAGCCUAAUGACAGCAUACUAUUUCCCUGAAGGAAAAAAAUCAUGUACAUAGUAAAUAUGCAUCUGUGAAAUGUGACUCCUAAAAUACAUGAAUGCAAUUUCUGUAAGGAAAGAACCACAAACAACUUUUCCAAUCUUCCAGCAUUGCUGGAUUUUUAGCAAACUUCUGAAUUUGCCAUGGGCUGGGUAGAUUAUUAACAUUUUCAACUAGCUGUCUGUGAAGUCACAGGUUUUAAGUAAAGCAAUAUUCUCAUUAGGAAAAGAAAGCAGGAAACCCUCAAUCAAGAUCCUCUUUUGCAUUUAGGGCAUAAAUGCUAUUAAAAACUUUUCUCAUUUUAUUAGACUACACCCAAGAAUGCUCUCUACCGACAGCAAGCCCUCUAUACGCUUGCUCUCUAAAGCCUGGAUUCUGGGAGACCAGCCUCUUUGUAGGUUGUUGGGCAGGGCAGGGUGAGAGGAAUGACUAGAACCAGGCUGCUGAAUAAGGGUGGCCUUCUGUGGUUCCUUCACAUAUUGGAAGGCUAAUACCUACUGCUGUAUU
Molecule: messenger RNA, 3619 nt
Organism: Enhydra lutris kenyoni (northern sea otter)
Lineage: Eukaryota; Metazoa; Chordata; Mammalia; Carnivora; Mustelidae
Product: tetratricopeptide repeat domain 39A
Exons: 18
Coding region: 124-1776 (550 amino acids)
Molecular function (GO): protein binding
Source: RefSeq, a predicted model, not a curated record